Molecule: messenger RNA, 1119 nt
Organism: Eutrema salsugineum
Lineage: Eukaryota; Viridiplantae; Streptophyta; Magnoliopsida; Brassicales; Brassicaceae
Product: ran-binding protein 1 homolog b
Exons: 4
Coding region: 88-753 (221 amino acids)
Biological process (GO): nucleocytoplasmic transport
Cellular component (GO): nuclear pore; cytoplasm
Molecular function (GO): GTPase activator activity
Source: RefSeq, a predicted model, not a curated record
AAACUCCCAAAAUUGUCUCCUUCAAUCUCGUACGCAGUGUGUAUCCAACAACUGAACCAACCAGCAAGCUUGAUUCGAUUUCAUACGAUGGCGAGCAUUAGCAACGAGCCAGAGCGCGAGCAUAGAGACGAGGAAGAAUCCGGAGCCAACGAGGAUGAAGACACCGGUGCUCAGGUUGCUCCGAUCGUCAGGCUCGAAGAAGUCGCCGUUACCACCGGUGAAGAAGACGAAGAUACCAUUCUCGAUCUGAAAUCGAAGUUGUAUCGGUUCGAUAAAGAUGGAAGUCAGUGGAAAGAGAGAGGUGCUGGUACUGUUAAGUUCUUAAAGCAUAAGGAUACUGGGAAGAUUCGUCUAGUUAUGAGGCAAUCGAAAACUCUUAAGAUCUGUGCUAAUCAUCUCGUUACAUCGGGCAUGACUGUUCAGGAACACGCUGGGAAUGACAAGUCUUGCGUAUGGCACGCUCGUGAUUUCUCCGAUGGGGAAUUGAAGGAUGAGCUUUUUUGCAUCCGAUUUGCGUCAGUUGAGAACUGCAAAGCUUUUAUGCAAAAGUUCAAGGAAGUUGCUGAAUCUGAAGAAGAGAAAGAAGAGAGCAAAGACGCCUCUGAUACCGCUGGUCUUCUUGAGAAGUUGACAGUGGAAGAGAAAGUAACCGAGGAGAAAAAGGUGGAGAAACCAGUGGAGAAGGUAGCGUCAGCAUCAGCAGAGAAAGCUGUUGAAGAAAAGAAAUCUGAGGAGUCUGUGCCCUCAACUUAAGAUGCAUGCAUGGGAUACACAAGGCCAAGGUAAUCUAUAGCCUGAUGUGUUUUAAAUCCACCGAAGACUUGGCUUUUUUAUUUUUAAAUUUUUGAAAUUGACACAUGGUUUUGUCAGUGUCUUGUUCACUUGGUGAGUCGUGAUGAGUCUAUAUGUUUAGUGCCACAAGAGUGUCACAGGUGACAUUUGCAUAUGCGAGAUUUUCGAGGGUUGUUUGGGAUUUCAUUAUCUUGGAAAAAAAAAUUCCCUUUUGUUUUUUUUUGGAACGAGUGUGUAGUCAGAACAGGCUCCAUUUUGAUUCUACAGAAUGUAUGCAUUGGAUUUCGUGUGUGUAUUUUUUUUAUAAACAAGUCGUGUUAAAUCGCA